AUGCGAACUUUCGCUCUCGUCGUGUGCUGCCUGCUCGCGGCCGGUGCCCGGGCCGUUCCCAUCUACAGCAUCGGCGUUCCCGUGGUGCAGUCGGCGCUGCAUCACACCGUCAUCCAGCCCGCCGUGCGAGCCACCGAGCACCACAGCACCGUCGUCGAGCACCACCCGGGAACGGCCGUCGUCAGCCACCAUCCGGGAGUCGUGGAGACGGUGCACCACCACCAACCUGUGGCCGUAGCCCAUGCGGUGGUCAACCCUGCACGCACUGUUGUCCACCACGUGGCGCCGGCCGUGGUCCACCACGCCGAACCCGUGGUGCACGCCGUGUUGCGGCCGGCCGUGGUGGCGCAGCAGAGGGAGCUGGUGUACACGCCGCACCACGAGCACGGCUACAGCGUCGUGCAGACGAAGGUGACCCAGCCCAGGUCCAGCGUGGUCGAGCACCAUCCUCUCACCGGGCUUCCGUACCGCCAGACCGACUACCACCACGCCCCCGUGGUGAGCGGUUCCCGGAGCUCCGUGCACCACAGCAGGCCCGCCACCCUUGUGCAGCGAACGAGGACCUUCCUGGUCUAAACA
This is a messenger RNA of Dermacentor silvarum, 579 nucleotides long. RefSeq lists its product as uncharacterized. The record is from RefSeq and is a predicted model, not a curated record. Bases 1 to 576 code for a protein of 191 amino acids. NCBI's taxonomy places the organism in Eukaryota, Metazoa, Arthropoda, Arachnida, Ixodida, Ixodidae. The transcript is spliced from 3 exons.